Messenger RNA from Paraphaeosphaeria sporulosa, 1761 nucleotides. RefSeq names its product branched-chain amino acid aminotransferase II. Bases 248 to 1507 code for a protein of 419 amino acids. Gene Ontology annotation, molecular function: branched-chain-amino-acid:2-oxoglutarate transaminase activity. Gene Ontology annotation, cellular component: mitochondrion. The record is from RefSeq and is a predicted model, not a curated record. Lineage: Eukaryota; Fungi; Ascomycota; Dothideomycetes; Pleosporales; Didymosphaeriaceae. The transcript is spliced from 4 exons. Gene Ontology annotation, biological process: L-valine biosynthetic process; L-leucine biosynthetic process.
GCAGCACGGCAAUAGCCUCUGAUAUCCGAACUGCAGGCCCCAUGUCUUUCGCAGUCGGACCCAGUUGCGCCCUUCCGCAGAGACAUGACUCCCAGCGCCCGCCGAUUGGUUCUCGGUCGGCAUCGGGGAGCUAGAAGCUGCUCCGAGCGGUAAGCGUCGGUUUGAUAUACAAAAGAUUCCGUCGCAGCACUACCAUUGCCUUCCCCACGCUCUCGGUCUUGUGCUUCCUCCUCCACAGCCGCCCACAAUGCUCCAACAACGGUCAUUGCGAUUGCUCUCAUCGCUCUCCCAACGCGCCACUCGGCCUGCUGCCACCAGCGUUGCCGCCUCACUGCGAUGUCGGACCGAGCGACCGUACAGCAUCCACGCCGAUGCCUCUGUCGGCACGACGAUCAAGGACAUUGAGCCUUCCAAGCUCUCUAUCACGAGGACCACGACCCCAAAGGCAUUGCUGCCUCCCGAGGAACUUGUCUUCGGCCGCAACUUCUCAGACCACAUGCUCUCGCUCGAAUGGACUGCAUCCGAAGGAUGGCUUCCAGGGCGCAUUACUCCCUACCAAAAUCUUAGUCUCGAUCCCGCUACCUGCGUGUUUCACUACGCGUUCGAGUGCUUCGAGGGAAUGAAGGCAUACAAGGACAAAAACGGUGGCAUCAGACUGUUCCGACCGGAAAAGAACAUGGCCCGUUUGAACAAGUCGUCUGCGCGCAUUGCGCUCCCCACUUUCGAUGGCGACGCCUUGAUCGAGCUAAUCAGCAAGUUCCUCAAGGUCGACGAGCGCUUCAUUCCUGAUGCGCGUGGAUACUCGCUGUACCUCCGCCCGACUAUGAUCGGCACCCAGCGCACCCUCGGCGUCGGUCCACCGGCCUCGGCUCUUCUGUACGUCAUUGCCUCGCCGGUGGGCCCAUACUACCCGACUGGAUUCAAAGCUGUGUCACUUGAGGCGACAGACUACGCUGUACGAGCUUGGCCUGGUGGUGUAGGAGACAAGAAGCUAGGUGCCAACUACGCCCCUUGCAUCGUCCCGCAGAUGCAGGCGGCGAGCAGAGGCUUUCACCAGAACCUUUGGCUGUUCGGCGAGGAGGAAUAUGUCACCGAGGUCGGGACUAUGAAUCUGUUCGCUGCGAUCAAGAACAAGGAGACCGGACAACCAGAGCUGUUGACUGCCCCUCUCGAUGGAACCAUCUUGGAGGGCGUCACGCGUGACUCGGUUCUGGCCCUUGCGCGUGAGCGCCUCGAGCCGAAGGGCUGGAAAGUCUUGGAGCGCAAGUUCACCAUGAAGGAGCUCGCUGAUGCUGCGGACGAGGGACGCAUGAUGGAGGUGUUCGGCGCUGGUACUGCUGCCAUUGUCAGCCCCGUGCGACGAAUCAGCUGGAAGGGACGACUCGUUGAUUGCGGUCUGGCUGAGAACGAGGAGUGUGGUCCCAUUACAGGACAGGUCAAGGACUGGAUGGAGGCCAUUCAGUACGGUGACGAAGAGCACCCAUGGAGCUACAAGGUCCCGGAGUGAAGAUUGGCCGAGAAGUGGUAACGGCGCGCGACGCCAACAACGGAAGCAAGUAACUAUAGAAGAAGCUUGAGCAUGUGGGGAAAAUUGUUGAUCCCUGGAGCGAUCUAUGGACGUCGAGCAACGGCGUUUGAAGCAAUGCCACAGCAUUGGGCAGGUGGUGCAUGCCAGAUGCCCAAAGUCCAAAGUUUAUAGACAGCUUUAGCUUCGAUGUAGACUGGAGAAUGUAUACAAUGCAUGCUUUGCUGCUCUCAUGC